CGGUAGCUUUGGGGGCGUGGCGAGAGAGAAACGGAGGAGAAAUCAGCCGAGCUUUCCUGUCGGAGCCUCGGCCGAUCAGCGAGAGCAGAAGGGAGUCUGCGGGUGGCGCCAUGGCGACCACCGUUAGUACACAGCGGGGCCCGGUAUAUAUUGGUGAACUUCCUCAAGAUUUCCUUCGUAUUACCCCAACACAGCAGCAACAGCAAAUCCAAUUAGAUGCUCAAGCAGCUCAACAAUUACAAUAUGGAGGAGCAAUGGGUACUGUUGGGAGACUGAGUAUCACCGUAGUGCAGGCAAAAUUGGCAAAAAACUAUGGCAUGACGCGCAUGGACCCAUACUGCAGAAUACGACUUGGUUAUGCUGUCUAUGAAACUCCCACUGCUCAUAAUGGAGCCAAAAAUCCUCGAUGGAACAAAGUUAUUCAGUGCACUGUCCCUCCUGGGGUAGAUUCUUUCUACCUUGAGAUAUUUGAUGAGAGAGCUUUUUCAAUAGAUGAUCGCAUUGCUUGGACCCAUAUUACUAUUCCUGAGUCACUGAAACAAGGAAAAGUAGAAGAUGAAUGGUAUAGCCUGAGCGGAAGGCAGGGAGAUGACAAAGAAGGAAUGAUUAACCUGGUCAUGUCCUACACGUCUUUACCAGCUGCUAUGAUGAUGCAGCCCCAGCCAGUGGUCCUGAUGCCAACGGUAUAUCAGCAAGGAGUUGGAUAUGUACCUAUUACAGGGAUGCCUGCUGUUUGUAACCCAGGCAUGGUACCUGUGGCAGUUCCACCACCUGCAAUCAACCCCCAACAUGUAUGUAAUGAAGAGGAUCUAAAAUCUAUCCAGGACAUGUUCCCCAACAUGGACAGAGAAGUAAUCCGUUCAGUACUAGAAGCUCAGAGAGGGAACAAGGAUGCCGCUAUCAAUUCCUUGCUUCAAAUUGCAGAAGAGGCUUAGAUCAUUCUCAUACUACCCUUCGUCGUUGUUACCUUUAAUUUUGAUUUGCCAAGCCAGGAAUUUAGUUAGAAAAAAAAUUCCCAAGCCAGCAACCUAUCUGUGAUCCAUUUUUGUCAUGGGUGUUCAUUGGAAUAUUGGUUUUUACAGAUAGCGUUACAGAAAUCUCAGCCAUUUUAUAGCUAUCACUUCUAUCCUGUCCACAUUUCUGAUGAAAGGUAGUGUUGAAAUACCUCUGCCAAUUCCCCUCCCC
Messenger RNA from Protobothrops mucrosquamatus (brown spotted pit viper), 1185 nucleotides. RefSeq names its product toll interacting protein (gene TOLLIP). The record is from RefSeq and is a predicted model, not a curated record. The coding region runs from base 111 to 935 and encodes 274 amino acids. The transcript has 6 exons. Gene Ontology annotation, molecular function: ubiquitin binding; ubiquitin conjugating enzyme binding. Lineage: Eukaryota; Metazoa; Chordata; Lepidosauria; Squamata; Viperidae. Gene Ontology annotation, biological process: ubiquitin-dependent protein catabolic process. Gene Ontology annotation, cellular component: cytoplasm.